CGGCGGAGCAACAGGAAAACAGCUUCCUCCUGCUGCUCCUGCUCCUGCUGGGGUCUGUGCAGCCCCCAGCCCAGGCUUUUAAAGCAGCCAGCAGCCAUCCCGUAUCACCAGCCCAUCCUCCUCCUCCUCCCCCUCCUCCUCCUCUCUGCUCCUCCUCCCCUCUGUCCUCUGCUUAUAGCCGAGGAGCGUCACCGUCUCCUGGACGCGUCCAUCCCGAGCUCAACCGAGACUUUGAUUUAUUCUUCGCUGUUUGGAGCUGCUUAAAAACACACAAGACGAAGGCUUCUCUCCAGCCAUGCAGAAGGUGGAGGGACGGGUAACCCCGGUCAACCUGCCGUCCUCCAGGGGCCCGAGCACCCCAGGGUCACCCGCCACUGGCAUCAUGGCCCGAUUGAAUGACCAGGUGGUGGGUUACAGAGACCUGGCUGCCCUGCCCAGAGAUAAAGCCAUCCUACAGGUGGAGAGACCAGACCUGAUGACCUACCAACCACACCUUAGCUUCUCCCCACUCGAUCCACCGCGCAGAGAGCGAUCUCUGUCUCCUCCUUCCACAUCUCCAACAAGAUCUCCUGAGGUGAAGGAACGUAGAGCAGAGAGUGAGAGUGGUUCUCCUGGAGGGUCCACGCUGCAGCUCCAGACUGAACGCAAGAUCAGCACCAGCCUCCAGCAUUUCCACAGACCAGAUAACGGAACCAACAUAUACAGGAAACCUCCUAUCUACAAGCAAGAAAUGAACAAACAUGUUGAAGGUGGAGUCAUUGAAUCAGCCAAGUUUCCUGCAGCUCAGCGACCAGACCCCAACCUGCCAUCCAAGAUAGAGACAGAGUACUGGCCCUGCCCCCCCUCAUUGGCUGCCAUGGAGAUUGAGUGGAGGAAGAAGAGGCUGCAGGAGGAAGAUGAGUUUGAGGACCUGACAGAAGAAGCCAAGACGCUACAAGAGCAGGAGCUGGAAAAGAUCAAGUCCAACCUGGGACGCCUCAUCCUGAAGGAGGAGAAGGAGAAAGCCAUUCAUUUUCGGAGGAAGACGCAGUCGCUGCCUGACAGAACACAUAUGCACACUAGUAUUUCUGCAAGUGCAUCAAAGUCUCCUUCCCGCUCAGGAACAGGCCUGACCCGAAUGCAGUCUGCAGAGUUUUCCACAGAUGGAGAUAAGGGACAGCCAGCUGCUCAGAAUGGAGAUGCGCGGAGGGAGCGAAUGGACAGAGGAAACUCGCUGCCCAGCAUCCUGGAGCAGAAGAUCUAUCCUUAUGAAUCACUGAUUGUGACCCACAGAGGGCGCUGUAAGCUGCCUCCUGGAGUUGACCGUACUCGACUGGAGAGGCAUUUGUCUCCAGAGGAGUUCCAGCAGCUGUUUGGGAUGCCCAUGGCUGAGUUCGACCGCCUGUCAUUAUGGAAACGAAAUGAACUGAAGAAGAAAGUCUCACUUUUCUAACAGGAAGUGGCCUCAUUGCUGUAAUACUUGACGAACAGCCUGCUUUGGAGGAGGACGAGGAGGAGGAGGAUAUACAGUCAAUAAAACACAAGACAGCCAAUCAUCACUUUAGUCCAUCAAACUAACCAUCCACGUCCCUGGAUGUGAGCCGGCCCGGGUGGGUCAGACCAGAGUUUAUUGGAGGCUGGCCCUGACUAACCCUUUACUCUGACUAACCUAAACCGAUGCACUGACACUCACACUCACAUAUGACCUGUACUGCACUUAUAAUCACCACAGCUUGCUUCUCAUCUGUGCCCACUCAUUUACAGACAUUAUCAUCAUUAUCAUCAUCAAGUCUAUUUUCCAUCUCCAUUUCUCUCAGUUGUUGUUACUGCUAUUAACUUGAAUAACAGCUAAUCAAUCUAAAAGUCAUGUAUUUCUGCUCUUAUGUGGCAUAUUGUAAUAUCUAUUUAUUAUGUGGAGCUUCUUAUUUAUUUGAAGAUUGUAAUUUUUACACUCAACUGCCAGAAGUCCCAUGUUUGCUGCUGUGAAUUGCUCAUUUUUUAAUAUUUAUUUUGCUGUACAGUUUUUUUUUAAGAGCACCCACCGAUUGACUUCAUCCUUUGCAUCAUUUUUUUCUGCAGAUGACCUCACGUACGUCACAUUUUAAGGAGCAGUACGUAGCACCUAUAUAUUAAUGUGUCUUAAGUUAGAAAACCAGGCUCUCUGCUGUCAUGCCCAUGCUCAGUCUCCACUGAUCAUGCUUUUGUCCACAUCGCUUGUCUUCUGGUAACACCUCCAUAUCAUCCAGUCCUUAUCGUUUCUGUUGUAUAAUAUAAGGGAGUCAAAUAAAUCAGUCAACAAUAAAC
This is a messenger RNA of Sphaeramia orbicularis (orbiculate cardinalfish), 2283 nucleotides long. RefSeq names its product dematin actin binding protein (gene dmtn). The coding region runs from base 296 to 1432 and encodes 378 amino acids. The transcript has 16 exons. Gene Ontology annotation, biological process: lamellipodium assembly; cytoskeleton organization; actin filament bundle assembly. NCBI's taxonomy places the organism in Eukaryota, Metazoa, Chordata, Actinopteri, Kurtiformes, Apogonidae. Gene Ontology annotation, molecular function: actin filament binding. Gene Ontology annotation, cellular component: plasma membrane; actin cytoskeleton. The record is from RefSeq and is a predicted model, not a curated record.